AUGGAACUCCGAACUCAAGUGGAGAAAAAGAAGAAUAUUGGGAAAUCUGAAAAGGAGUUAACAUUUGACGAAGGAUUUGUGGUGCCAAAUGCCAAUACAUUUGGCCAUAACUUUAGGGAUUAUGAGGCUGAAAGUGAGAGGCAAGAAGGUGUGGAAAUUUUUUACAAGACCAAUCACAUCAACCAAACUCUUGAGUUUGUGAAGAAAAUGAGGGAAGAAUAUGGAAAAUUGGACAAAAUUGAAAUGAGUAUUUGGGAAUGUUGUGAGCUGCUCAACAGUGUUGUUGAUGAGAGUGACCCUGAUUUAGAUGAGCCUCAAAUUGAACAUUUGUUACAAACUGCUGAGGCUAUAAGAAAAGAUUAUCCUAAUGAGGAUUGGCUUCAUUUAACUGCCCUUAUCCAUGAUCUUGGGAAGGUCCUUCUUCUCCCUCAAUUUGGUGAGCUUCCACAAUGGGCUGUUGUAGGUGAUACUUACCCUGUUGGCUGUGCUUUCGAUGGCUCCAUUGUGCACCACAAGUAUUUCAAGGAAAAUACCGACUACUAUAAUCCAGCUUGUAAUACCAAAUUUGGAGUCUACGAGGAAGGGUGUGGACUGGACAAUGUGUUCAUGUCGUGGGGCCACGAUGAUUACAUGCAUCUGGUUGCAAAAGGAAACAAAUCAACUUUGCCAUCAGCUGGUCUAUUUAUCAUUAGAUACCACUCAUUCUAUGCAUUGCAUAGAUCAGGAGCCUACAAACACUUGAUGAACGAGGAAGACCAAGAAAAUUUGAAGUGGCUUAAAAUCUUUAGGUAA
Striga hermonthica is the source of this 792-nucleotide messenger RNA. The record is from the annotation of a GenBank genome assembly. Lineage: Eukaryota; Viridiplantae; Streptophyta; Magnoliopsida; Lamiales; Orobanchaceae.